Messenger RNA from Penicillium malachiteum, 768 nucleotides. Its product is annotated as putative cyclin-dependent protein kinase complex component. Gene Ontology annotation, biological process: regulation of cyclin-dependent protein serine/threonine kinase activity. NCBI's taxonomy places the organism in Eukaryota, Fungi, Ascomycota, Eurotiomycetes, Eurotiales, Aspergillaceae. The coding region runs from base 1 to 768 and encodes 255 amino acids. The transcript has a single exon. Gene Ontology annotation, molecular function: cyclin-dependent protein serine/threonine kinase regulator activity; protein kinase binding. Gene Ontology annotation, cellular component: nucleus; cyclin-dependent protein kinase holoenzyme complex. The record is from RefSeq and is a predicted model, not a curated record.
AUGACGCAAACCGAAUGCCUUCCAAAAGAUAAAUCGCCAGGGUCAAUGCUGAAACUUGCCUCCCCCAACGAUGUAGCUGUGAUGGCAAGUCCUCCAUUAGACCUGAAUCGUGCCGCAGCAGUGUUCGAGGUAUCUCCCGAGACAGCCCUACAAUUACUCUGCAAUAAUAUCGAAAACUUGAAAGCACAUUUCGCAACCGCGCAAACGGAACCCAAUUCGUUCACCUCCACCCCCUUCGGAAGUGAAACCCCUAUCGAAGGGGAAGCACCCGUACCAGCAGUGGGACUUCACUGUGGAGAUCCGGAGCAUGCAUCUGAUCGAACCCGCGAAGAAUCGUUCCAGUUGGCGAUGCUAUCCCGAAAGUUCCUCUCUAAGAAAAUACCUCCGAUCCCGAUCAAAGAAUACCUCAUUCGUUUACACCGAUACUGUCCUAUGUCUACAGCGGUGAUCCUCGCUACGAGUGUGUAUAUCACGAAAAUGGCUCUCGUGGAGAAAGUCCUUCGAGUGACGCCAAAGAAUAUGCAUCGUCUGGUUCUGGCCGGUCUCUUGGUGGCAACCAAGGCAUUGGAGGAUCGCAGUUUUCCCCAUAGCCGAGUGGCCAAAGUGGGUGGCGUCACAGAACAAGAACUCUCCAAACUCGAGAUUAGUUUCUGUUUUUUGGCCAACUUUGAAUUACGCGUGGAUGCGCAAAUAUUGAUGGAUGAGAUACGGCUGCGGUGCAACCCAGAUACGAAGACAGAUAACGACACUGACAGUGUUCCGUCAUGA